This is a messenger RNA of Jaculus jaculus (lesser Egyptian jerboa), 330 nucleotides long. It is a transcript of the gene Ucn2, whose product is annotated as urocortin 2. Gene Ontology annotation, biological process: cellular response to nutrient levels; adenylate cyclase-activating G protein-coupled receptor signaling pathway; hormone-mediated signaling pathway. NCBI's taxonomy places the organism in Eukaryota, Metazoa, Chordata, Mammalia, Rodentia, Dipodidae. The transcript has a single exon. The coding region runs from base 1 to 330 and encodes 109 amino acids. Gene Ontology annotation, molecular function: corticotropin-releasing hormone receptor 2 binding; hormone activity. The record is from RefSeq and is a predicted model, not a curated record. Gene Ontology annotation, cellular component: extracellular region.
AUGACCCGCUGGGCUCUACAGUUGCUGAUGGUCGUGAUGUUGGGUGGGGUCCUGGUUGUCCCAGCAACUCCUACCCCAGCCUUGCAGCUGCUUCCCCAGAACUGUUCCCAGGCUCUUCCCGGCCCUGUGCUCUCAGAUCGCCCCGCAGGGCCCUCAGCUGCCCGGAGCCACUCCGACAAUGCUGUCUCCCGUCUGGGUCCACGCAUCACUCUCUCGCUGGAUGUCCCCAUCGGCCUCCUACAAAUCUUACUGAAGCAAGCCCGGGCAAGGGCUGCCAGGGAGCAAGCUACCACCAAUGCCCACAUCCUGGCCCACGUUGGUCGCCGCUGA